Triticum aestivum (bread wheat) is the source of this 720-nucleotide messenger RNA. RefSeq lists its product as uncharacterized. The transcript has 2 exons. Lineage: Eukaryota; Viridiplantae; Streptophyta; Magnoliopsida; Poales; Poaceae. Bases 1 to 672 code for a protein of 223 amino acids. Gene Ontology annotation, molecular function: enzyme inhibitor activity. The record is from RefSeq and is a predicted model, not a curated record.
AUGGAAGCCCUCCACUCCCGUCCCCGCCGCCUGCCACGCCGCUCCGCUCUUGUGUCCGUCGCCGGAGGGCCGCCCACGCCCAGCCGCCCGGCCGCCUCAGCCUCGCCGCCGUGCUCCCUGCAGCCCGUUCGCCUCAGCCUCGCCGCCGUGCUCCCUGCAGCCCGGCCGCCCGGCCGCCUCAGCCUCGUCGCCGGAGGACGGAGCCGACGGGGCACGCACACAGCCGAGGUCCUCCGUGGAGAACCCUGUGCGUGCGCGUCGCUCUUCGUCGACCCGCGCAGCCCCGACGCUGCCGGCAUCCAUGACCUGGCCGUCCUGGCCACGAAGCUCGCCAUCGACCACGCCGCCUCCACCGAGUCUAAGAUCUCCGACCUGGCCGAGCGCCACUGCCUGGAGCGGUACGGCGGCGCGGCGGACCUGCUCCGGGACGCGCUCGACAACCUGCAGGCCCGCGUGUACGGCAAGGCCCUACAACAGCUCAUGGCGGCGCUGGGCGCGUCGGAGAGCUGCGAGGACGCAUGGAAGGGCGCUGAGGAGGGUUCCGUGCCCGUGGCCGCGCAGGACAGGGAGUACGGCCGCCCAUGCUCGUCCGUGUGCUCCGCCAUGACGCCGUCUGCGACCCGCUCGACGAAAUGCCGCUGCCUCCGCGAGCAGAGCCCAUGGGGGGCGUAACGAGUGGAUCCCCCCGGGACCAAAAAUUUGCUGGUGCCCCCAAGCGAU